UAUGCAGUAAUAGACUGAUUGUGUGAAGUUUAGUGAAAGGAGGGGAUGGUUAUGAAAUAACUUCCAAAUUGAUCAUAUCUUCUGAUAUGGAGUUGCAAUUCGUACACGAAAGAUUUUCUUAAAUUUGUCAAAAUUAAGAAGCUCAUCUCAAACAGGAAAUUAAUACCAUUGGAUGAAUUUGAAACCCCUACAAUGAUAUUAAGUUUAAACUUCUCUGAUAUGAGCAUCUGUCUUCUUUUAAAAUCUUUCUUCUUCCGGAAUGACUUGACUACUUGAAAUACAGCAUUCUUAAAGAAUACUAGACUUUUUAACGGUACUGUACAUGGUUAUUGGCAAAGAAAAUAGGGACGGUAAGAGAUAUCUAGAUGAGAUGAUUCUUAUUAGCUGAGGUCAUAAUCAUGAUAUGAAUGAAAGGCCACCUGGUCCGAAAGAUAAUCCACGUAGCUCACCCAAACGACAUUGUUACAAACUGGUUAGUUAAGGUUGUUGAGCUUCGAAACCAACAAAUCUACCCACGUUUACUUUCACUUCCAUACGAAAACUCCUAUAAAUUCCCUAUCUCUCUCCCUCCCAAUCCAGUCAUCUUCAAUUCUUUCUUCAGAUUCCACAACUCCUAGCUUACCAAGAAAACCCUCAACCUAAACGCUCUUUUCAAUCCCAUAUGGCCCUUCUCGUGUCUUUCUCAAGAAUGGCUCCAUUUUUAGCAAUAGCUUUGAUAGGCUUGAUCUACCCUGCUCAUGGCCAAAUCAAUACCCCAUGCACGCCUUCGUCGCUUUCCAGCAUCUCCCCUUGUAUGAAUUUUCUUACAAAUAGCAGCGGCAAUGGCACUUCCCCAAGUCAAAAUUGUUGCAAUUCACUAAAGAACCUUACAAGUAAUGGCAUGGGCUGCCUAUGUCUCAUUGUUACAGGAAGUGUUCCCUUCCAGAUUCCAAUCAAUAGAUCUUUAGCCAUCUCUCUCCCUCGUGCUUGUAACAUGCCGGGCGUCCAAGUUCAAUGCAAAGCCUCUGUUUCACCAACUCCUGCUCCAGGUCCUGCCUCACCUCGUGUUUCUCCCUCUGCUAGUCCUCAAGCUUCUGUUGUUCCUGAGCCCACUCCAUCUACUCUUCCACCAGAAUCCAGCACAACUCCAUCAGUGCCUACGGUGGAUACUGGAGCCCCGACUUCGUCUACCGGGAACCGCCCAGUUGUAAAUCCUCCGUCAUCGGCUGCUGUCUCCUCUUAUAGCUUUUCACCUUCUCUUCUACUAUUUGCAAUUGGAUUUGUAUUUGUGAAAUACGAUUAGAUUCUUCUAGCUCCAUUUCUGUCAUUGUGUUAAGAAAUAUUCUAUUGAUUUAGGAUUAUUCCCAUUAUAAUUCAGACCCAUAUUGGGUUAUCAUUUAUUAAAUAAA
Manihot esculenta (cassava) is the source of this 1388-nucleotide messenger RNA. Its product is annotated as non-specific lipid transfer protein GPI-anchored 20. Lineage: Eukaryota; Viridiplantae; Streptophyta; Magnoliopsida; Malpighiales; Euphorbiaceae. The coding region runs from base 662 to 1282 and encodes 206 amino acids. The transcript is spliced from 4 exons. The record is from RefSeq and is a predicted model, not a curated record.